UAUUCCGCCCGCUGUGUGUGCGUGUGUAUUUGCAAGAGAGCGUGUGUGUGUGUGUGUGCAUAUGACUCGUGUGUUUAGCCGACAAUUGGAGAAAAAAGCAUUAGAAUCCCAAUUGGCUAACUAAACUAAAGUUGGCUUGGCCAAACAUAAACAAAAAGUGCGGGCGCAGCGAUUUGGCAGCGACACAGAAUCACCAAAGUGUUUUUUGGCAGAUAUAUAAAUUAAAUAUAGAAACGAAUCAAGCAGGAAAAUACCGGAUAAUAAUUGGCAAAGAUGCAGAUCAAAGAAUUCCGUGUGACUUUGCCAUUGACUGUGGAAGAGUAUCAAGUUGCACAAUUAUUCUCGGUGGCCGAGGCGUCAAAGGAGAAUACGGGAGGCGGCGAGGGCAUCGAGGUGUUAAAGAACGAACCCUUCGAAGACUUUCCCCUGCUGGGUGGCAAAUACAAUUCCGGUCAAUAUACAUAUAAGAUCUACCAUCUGCAAUCAAAAGUUCCAGCCUACAUAAGACUAUUGGCACCCAAGGGCUCAUUGGAGAUCCACGAGGAGGCAUGGAAUGCCUAUCCCUAUUGUCGAACGAUUAUCACGAAUCCUGGUUAUAUGGAUAAAAACUUUAAAAUAGACAUUUAUUCGCAACACAUAGAAAAUGACCUUGGCACUGUUGACAACGUGCACGAGCUGACGCCGGAUAAGCUGAAAGUGCGAGAGGUAGUGCACAUCGACAUUGCCAACGAUCCGGUGCUGCCCGCGGACUACAAGCCCGAUGAGGAUCCAACCACCUACCAGUCAAAGAAGACGGGCCGCGGUCCCCUGGUGGGAUCCGACUGGAAAAAGCAUGUUAAUCCUGUCAUGACCUGCUACAAGCUGGUCACGUGCGAGUUCAAAUGGUUCGGCCUGCAAACAAGAGUAGAGAAUUUCAUACAGAAAUCGGAGCGCCGCCUCUUUACAAACUUCCAUCGCCAAGUUUUCUGUUCAACCGAUCGCUGGUACGGUCUAACAAUGGAGGACAUCCGCGCCAUCGAGGACCAGACGAAGGAGGAGCUGGACAAGGCGCGGCAGGUGGGCGAGGUGCGGGGUAUGCGCGCGGAUGCCGAUUAAGUCUAGUAGAAAAUUGUAAACAAAAUAUGUGUAUGUAAAAACCAGGCAAAACAAGAAAACAAAACUAAAAGGCAAAGCAAAACAAAACAAAGCAAAGCAAAACAGAUUAAUGAAAUUGAGAUAAAAUUGCAUAAAUAAAUUUACGAUAUAAACUAACACCAUGAAAACAAAAUGAAACGAAAUUAAAGCAAUGUGAAGCCACAGCAGCGUCAACUGAAACAAAAGCAAACUAAGCGAACACCAAGUGUACGGCAACCGCAGCAACAAAGCUUAGUACUAGUGUAGCACACGACAACAAAUUAAAGAACCCGAGAAACGGUUGCAACCGCAGUAAGUUAGUUAAGUUCCUUCCACUGCACUGUAUGUAAAAUGUAACCAGGAUGCCGAGCAACACAACACAGGACAUCUGUCGACGACACUCUCCUCCACGCAUGGCCAGCACCACGUCUAAGCCCAUUGUUUAAGUUGCAUUUUGUAAAUUGUGAAAUAAACCAAAUGACAGUUAAUGUAAAAAGUUAAA
Molecule: messenger RNA, 1615 nt
Organism: Drosophila simulans
Lineage: Eukaryota; Metazoa; Arthropoda; Insecta; Diptera; Drosophilidae
Gene: vib
Product: phosphatidylinositol transfer protein beta isoform
Exons: 9
Coding region: 274-1095 (273 amino acids)
Biological process (GO): phospholipid transport
Cellular component (GO): cytoplasm
Molecular function (GO): phosphatidylcholine intramembrane carrier activity; phosphatidylcholine binding; phosphatidylinositol transfer activity
Source: RefSeq, a predicted model, not a curated record